GUUGCCGGAGCACGUUCGAUAAUCUCACCUGCUGGCCAGCGGCAAAUGAAGGCGACAUCAAAGUGAUGCCCUGUCCAAACUACUUCAGCUUCUUUUCAGGAGUUCUGGGUAACGUGAGCAGGAACUGUACAAGCGACGGCUGGUCUGAUCUGCAGCCCGCCCAAUACUUCAUCGCUUGCGGGUACAAUCCCAACCUCACAGGCCCGGCCGAGACUAUCUUCUACGGCUCUGUGAGGACUGGCUACACCAUCGGGCACAGUUUGUCCCUCAUUGCUCUCACAAUAGCCAUGAUCGUUCUGUGCAUUUUCAGGAAACUGCACUGUACCCGGAACUACAUCCACAUGCAUCUUUUCAUGUCCUUCAUCCUGAGAGCCAUCGCCGUCUUCGUCAAGGACGUCAUUCUCUUUGAGAACGGGGAGUCAGACCACUGCUACUUCAGCACGGUUGGCUGCAAGGCGGCCAUGAUCUUCUUCCAAUAUUGCAUCAUGGCCAACUUCUUUUGGCUCCUGGUCGAAGGCUUGUACCUUCACACCCUGCUGGUCAUCUCCUUCUUCUCGGAGAAGAAGUACUUCUGGUGGUACAUCAUGAUUGGCUGGGGGGCACCAACGUUGUUUACCAGUGCCUGGGCGAUCACGAAGGUUCACUUUGAUGAUGUUGGUUGCUGGGAUUUAAUUGAACAUCAUUACUGGUGGAUCAUCAAAGCUCCCAUCCUGGUUUCUAUACUGGCAAAUUUUGUUAUCUUCAUUUGCAUUAUCCGAAUACUUGUGCAGAAACUUCACUCUCCAGACGUUGGCCGAAAUGAAACAAGCCAGUAUUCGAGACUGGCCAAAUCCACCUUGCUCCUGAUCCCUCUCUUUGGCAUCCAUUACGUCAUCUUUGCCUUCUUCCCCGACACGGCCAAGAAGGAGAUACGGGAGGUCAAGUUGGUCUUUGAUCUUGUUCUGGGUUCUUUCCAGGGCUUUGUGGUGGCCAUCCUCUACUGCUUCCUCAACGGAGAGGUUCAAGCCGAACUCAAACGCAAAUGGCGCCGAUGGCACAUGGAAAGGUUUCUGGGCUCCGACCUGAAAUACCACCACCCGUCCUUGGGAAGCAACGGCACCAAUUUCAGCACCCAGAUCUCCAUGCUGACCAAGUGCAGUCCAAAGACGCGGCGAUGUUCUAGCUUCCAAGCUGAUUUGUCACUGGUUUGAGACUGGACGAGACACAGCAAGUGGCAGACAAACACGAUGGAAAGGGAGAAAGAUCCGAUCUCCCAAGACUUCGUUUACCCAUGAAAUGUUGUUGUUUUUUCAAAAAAAGAGACAACUUGCCCUUUGGCUCAUCACACCAAGGGCAAAAUACUGGAAAAAGCCACUUUUAAGUCCUGAAUGUCUAUGUGGAUGGAUUUUUUCUCAUGCUCUUCCCAGAUCUUUCACCGUAGGCGUCGAAACUGCAUGGAUUACAGACAAGGAGAAAACCGACUUUCUUUGCGAGGACCCGUGAUACACUUUGUCAGAGACAAUCUUUUAACAAACAGAUUUUAAAUAUAUAUAUGUAUAUGUGUGUGUGUGUGUGUGUAUAUGAGCCAGUGAAAAGAGGAGACUGACCUGAUUCACAGUGGUUUUGCAGUGAAUCUUUAGUUUGGAGAUACACUGCUCAUCGACCAAAUCCCUGUUCUUC
Sphaerodactylus townsendi is the source of this 1659-nucleotide messenger RNA. Its product is annotated as vasoactive intestinal polypeptide receptor-like. The record is from RefSeq and is a predicted model, not a curated record. Bases 66 to 1190 code for a protein of 374 amino acids. The transcript is spliced from 11 exons. Gene Ontology annotation, molecular function: peptide hormone binding; vasoactive intestinal polypeptide receptor activity; G protein-coupled peptide receptor activity. Gene Ontology annotation, biological process: adenylate cyclase-modulating G protein-coupled receptor signaling pathway; cell surface receptor signaling pathway. Gene Ontology annotation, cellular component: plasma membrane. NCBI's taxonomy places the organism in Eukaryota, Metazoa, Chordata, Lepidosauria, Squamata, Sphaerodactylidae.